AUGCUGCCUCAAACACAGCGCCGGGUGCAGCAGCGCCUGCAGGCGGCACCUCUGGUGCCAGCACGAACCUGUUCGGGGGCUCCGCGUUUGGGGCUGCCAACAGCGGCGGCGGGGGCCUUUUCGGCGGAGGCGGAACCAAUACGGCCCCGUCAGGUGGCGGAGGCUUAUUUGGAGGCGGUACGAGUCCUGAUGUUUGUGAUUAUAGACAAACUCACUAUUUUUGGGAGCAAUGCCCCCAAGCCAGCUACCGGGGGUGGCUUGUUUGGCAACGUCAACACGACUGGGACCUCGACAGGAGGGACGGGAGGCGGGAUUUUUGGCAACACCAGUGGGAACGCAGCUGCCCCGGCGUCAGGAGGACUAUUCGGAAUCGCGAAUAACACUGCGACGACUCCAGCUGUAGGCGGCGGGUUGUUCGGAAAUAUUGGUGCGACUAACCAGACACCUGGAGCCGGGAAUGCAAGUGGCGGUGGUGCCACUCCGGCGGCACCACUCAAGCCCCCUCCCAGCAACUUCUUUGCUCAGCCUGCCGCGAGUGGGACAUUGUCAACCACCCCUGCCGUCGCACCCACUGGAGGCUUGUUUGGCUCAGUACCAAAACCUGCGGACGCGACAACGAGUUCGGCUGCGUCGGUGACAACGAGUACGCCUGCACCAGCUGGUGGCGGUCUUCUCGGUGGCGGGUUGUUCGGUGCCAAGCCCAGCACGCCUGCGCCAUCAUCCACCACUGCUUCUACGGCAGGCGAUAAGGAUAAGGACGCGUCGAAGAAUACCACUUCAUCAGUACCUAACUUCUUUGCGAAGCCUGACGACAAGAAGGAUGCACCAGCCGCGCCCACGACUCUGCCAGGGUUUAACCUCUUGGGGGCCGCUAAGGAUUCUAACAAGGAUGCAGCCUCAGCAGAGAGAAAGGAUGCAGCACCGGUUCCUUCGACUGCGUUCUCGCUGGGCGUUAGCACUGUGCCGAAGGAAGGGGACAAGGCUGCACCAGGCAUGUACACUGCAUUUUGCCUGCCAAAGUUGACCGUGACUAUUAUUUCGGUACCUCCGCCAUCUAUGCUACGGGGAAAGACGAUCGAGGAGAUCGUCAACAAGUGGUCGGCUGACCUGGACAUCCAUGUACGCGAAUUCAACAAGUUUGCUAGCGAAGUCGCAGUGUGGGACCGUGCACUCGUCGAGAACGGCAACAACCUCGCCGCAUUGUUCAACUUCGUCGCCGCCGCAGAACAGGAGCAAAAUGAUAUUGAUCAGUCGCUUGAUCAUAUCGAGCAGCAGCAGAAGGAACUUAUUUCCACGCUGGAGGCAUACGAGAGGUCGACAGAAGAAAUCCUCGGCGGCCAGAGCAGCAAUCUACGUGCGCUUGACACCGGGCCUGCUGAUACUGAGCGUGACAAGAAUUACACGCUUGCCACCGAACUACAUGGCCACCUAGACGACCUGUCCGGCUCGCUGACGCAAAUGAUCGAUGCAGUGAACACCCUUGCUCUCCCUGCCGACGGUGUCUCGCAGAAUAACGAGGAUGCACUGAGCCAGAUAGGCGAGAUUCUGAGUAGUCACCUCAUGAGCCUGCUCUGGAUCGAUGGCUCCGUGAAGGAAGUCGAGAGUAGAGUGAACGAGGUGGAGAAGCGUGUGCGACUUGCGGAAGAAAGCGGCGCAAGCUCUGGAUUCAAGGGCAGAGGAAGCUUUGGCGCGAGUGGCAGUCGAUGA
Molecule: messenger RNA, 1707 nt
Organism: Fomitopsis serialis
Lineage: Eukaryota; Fungi; Basidiomycota; Agaricomycetes; Polyporales; Fomitopsidaceae
Product: Nsp1-like C-terminal region-domain-containing protein
Exons: 12
Coding region: 1-1707 (568 amino acids)
Biological process (GO): protein import into nucleus; RNA export from nucleus
Cellular component (GO): nuclear pore; nuclear pore central transport channel
Molecular function (GO): phospholipid binding; structural constituent of nuclear pore
Source: RefSeq, a predicted model, not a curated record